Molecule: messenger RNA, 1897 nt
Organism: Centruroides sculpturatus (bark scorpion)
Lineage: Eukaryota; Metazoa; Arthropoda; Arachnida; Scorpiones; Buthidae
Product: torsin-1A-like
Exons: 5
Coding region: 123-1145 (340 amino acids)
Biological process (GO): cellular response to misfolded protein
Cellular component (GO): endoplasmic reticulum
Molecular function (GO): ATP hydrolysis activity; ATP binding
Source: RefSeq, a predicted model, not a curated record
GGUAGCAUUACUUCCAUCACGUGGUUUGUCAAGUUCGUGUUUACGUUUACUGUUUAACGAUUGAUAGAUGGAGGAGAAAACGUUCGAUUAGUGACACGUUACGUUUCGUUUUUAACGCGAAAAUGAACUUGACGAAUGUGAUAACGUGUAUUUUUCUUCUAUGUCAUUUGUUUUUUGCGUGUAAUUGCAUCGAACCAGUGUCUACCGUCGGUUAUUUGAGUGCCGCCGUUGGAGUGUCAAGUAUUUAUGCUGGUUGGAACUUUCUUAAAUGCAAUAUAUACGAAUGUUGCAGUAAAGAGUGGAUAAAACCCAAUUUCUUAAACAUGAGCAAUGCAUUCAAUUCCAUGCUACACGGACAGCCCCUGGUAAAGCAGGUGGUCCUUCCGUCCCUGAAUGGCCACUUCAAGAACAGGGAUCCGAAGAAGGCGCUGGUCCUGUCCUUCCACGGCUGGGCAGGCACGGGGAAAAAUUUUGUCAGCAAACUGGUGGCAGAGAAUCUGUUCACCAAGGGAAUGAAGAGUGGUUACGUUCAUUUGUUCAUAGCCACCAAACACUUUCCAUUUCCUAAGAAACUAGACCAGUACAAGCAAGAACUACAGAAGAAGAUAGAGAAUUCUGUAAAGUCAUGCCAGACCUCACUGUUCAUUUUCGACGAGAUGGACAAGAUGCCGCCUGGACUGAUUGAUGCCCUGAAACCCUACAUCGACUACUACCACGAUGUGGAUGGCGUAAAUUAUAACAGGGCAAUUUAUAUUUUUCUGAGUAAUAUGGGCAGCAAGGCAAUUAACAACUUGAUGUAUAAAUUUUGGAAGGAUGGAAAAGACAGGAAUGACAUCACCAUGAAAGACAUGGAACCUCUUAUCAUCAAAGGUGUUUUCAAUGAAGAAGGUGGCUUUUACAAGAGCGAAAUCAUCGAGAGGCAUCUGAUCGACGCCCACGUUCCCUUCCUUCCCCUAGAAAAGAAUCACGUGAAGAUGUGCAUCAGGGACGACCUGGUGUCGAAGGGCCUGGAAGUCGAUCCCGAAUUUGUGGACCGUGUGGCGGACGAACUGGACUACUAUCCGGAAGAGGCGAAGAUCUUCUCUGUGUCGGGGUGCAAGAGGAUAAGUCAGAAGGUCGACGUGAUGAAGGCGGAUGAAUUUUGAUCGUCCAAAUUCAAACCAAUUUUGACUUAUUUAAGAAAUUUAAUUCUUUCAAAAAUGGCACAUGGUUUCUCCUAAGAAAGAAUUCCCACAAAUCUAUGUAAAGAAAUUGCUUCUUACACCAGUGUUUUUUUGUUAAAGAAAAAUACCCAACUGAUAUGAACACAUCUUUUACUAAACUGUUAAACGUAAAUGCACGUGUUAUCAUAAUUUGAAAUUUUGUGUGAAAUUAAUCGUGUUGCAGCUCAGAAAAUCAAAGUGGCACAUCUUCGAAUUAAUUAGUCGUAGAAUUACUGCAAAACAAAAAUUGUAUGUAUGUAAAAAUCACGAGUAGAGACUAUAAUUUCCAUAAAGUUUACAUUUCGACCAUUGAAUUCAACAGAUUUGUCUCUCUAAUUUGCAGGAAAUGUUUUCACGUGAGACUUGCUUCACACAUCUCAAUUGAUCUCGAUUGACAAACUAACCUGCCAAGGUUCCACACAAUCACGGGCAAUGAGUACCUUGCAGUUCUGGGGGACUCCCCAAAAGAAAGCUUUCUAAAACUUUUUUACAUCACUGUCUUUUGAUGUGUAAAGUGGAAACAAGCCUUAUUUUAUUAGUAGUAAAGAUUUUUACAAAAAAUGCUCUGCCAAGCAGCCAGAAGAUCCCCAAUAUCAUGAAUCGACUACCACGUAAACAGUGAAAAAAACUUAUCCAACUGUAUCUAUUUUAAUACAAAUUAAGAUGUCUGGAAAUAAAUAUAAUUAAUUAUAAAA